Molecule: messenger RNA, 1695 nt
Organism: Fusarium sp. VM40
Lineage: Eukaryota; Fungi; Ascomycota; Sordariomycetes; Hypocreales; Nectriaceae
Source: the annotation of a GenBank genome assembly
AUGGAAGCUCGUUCUUUAACUGCCCUCAAUAAUCUUGCAGGCAAUCCGCCUCAAUACCCCAUCAACCCUGCGCAAGAGAGACAAGAUCCCCUGACUCUCUACAUCUCCAGAGUUCCUGGCACUCGAGAUGUCAUCCUCUCACCUUUCAAGCCGCAGCUAAAAAUCGUCAGCGCCGAAGAUGUCGCCAGCUGCCUUUACUAUGUCCACUUCGAAGCCCCCUCGUUAGAACCAGCAGGAGCGCAGCCUCGAGAUGAAGACCACCGAUCCUCGAGCGAUGAGAGCUCCUCGAUACUGAAUAUCAAGAGGAAGCCUGUUCCUGGUGGCGCAAGACCUCUAACACCUCCCGGAUCCGAAUAUCUUCCUGUCCCAGGCUACAGCGAUGCAGACCAAGACCAGACCCGCAGACGCGGCUUAUCGGUCAAUUCAACCUUUGAUCCUCGACAUACGUCCAGCCGCUAUGGCCACGAGCCAGAAGAAUCCAGCCCUGUCCUGCCUCCUCGGCCAACAAACCUACCUAGAAUCCAGACUCCUGAACCUUCAGUAUCUCGAAAGCCAGUUGGACCUCAGCCAACAACGAGAAGUGCGCUCAGGUCAGAAGACCAUCCUCUUCCACCUAUCCCUAGUUCGCACCCAGGAGCUUCCGAUUUCGACCGAAUGUUUGCGAAUCGACCAGGACGAGAAAACCGAGCCGCCCAAAGUCGUUCCCCAUCACCACAAAAGAACUAUGAGGGAAAGCAUCCAUUUACAUUAGCUCUGAUACGCCGUGAUCCCAGUACAGGAAACCAGUGGAACGUGGGACAUAUUUCAUCGUUUCAAACUGAAGCACCACCACCCGACCAGGACGAGGCGAAUCCGUUGUUCUCUUCUGUGCCACCCGUUGCGCAACCACCGAACACUGGAAAUCCCCCCAUCAACGUCCAGAUUGAGACUUUGGGAUACGGAAAGUUCCGCGGCAUGCCUGCGCGACGUAGUUUUGAUGCUGGUCCGGGCGCCGAUAUGAGUCAGCCCAAGAAUGGCGGUGUCGUACUGCAGAGACAGGUUGCGAUGGGCUAUGCAAAGAGCUGGGCGUUCAACUGGCGUGGGAAAAUGCAAGAUGGUGCUGGAAAGGGACAUGGGCGACAGGGUAGCGUUGGGUCGCUGGACUCUACAGAGGGAUCUUCACCUGUCGAGCCAGGAAUCUCAAUGCAGCCAGGCCCAGGCUUGAGACCGAGGGGAUACAUCUUUACAAGUCCCUGGAAUGGCCGAUGUGAGUUCCGAACUGGAGCCGCCGGCCGGAGUCUGCGAUGCUAUCAUAUUCUGCAUGACGACAGACUACCAAGCAAUCCUCUCGCCGAUAUUGGUAACGGACAAGCUCCAGGCAGCGGUGGCGGUAUGUGCAUGAGCGAACUUCGUUUCAAUCUCCCGACCGCAGAACUCUUCAAGUCUGCCGAAGGUCGUGAGGAAGUCAAGACUCAGCUUCAGGGACAUUUCAACAAACUCCUUCGUCGAGACGAGCGAAGCGAAACCUACGACAACGACGGCAUGGUGUCACCAUUCGAUCUGAACCUGGGCAAAGAGAAAGCCGGCGGUGGCAAUCGCGGAAAGAGAGCCAAGCUGGGUAAGCUCAUUAUUUAUCCUGAUGGUCUGAAAAUGCUGGAUUUACUGGUAUCUGCAAAUAUGGGCCUGUGGUGGCAGGCAUGGGAGAAGAGUUUCUAA